Empidonax traillii (willow flycatcher) is the source of this 1059-nucleotide messenger RNA. Its product is annotated as sphingomyelin phosphodiesterase-like. Gene Ontology annotation, biological process: ceramide biosynthetic process; sphingomyelin catabolic process. The transcript has 2 exons. Gene Ontology annotation, molecular function: acid sphingomyelin phosphodiesterase activity. The record is from RefSeq and is a predicted model, not a curated record. The annotation marks the transcript as partial. Lineage: Eukaryota; Metazoa; Chordata; Aves; Passeriformes; Tyrannidae. Gene Ontology annotation, cellular component: lysosome.
ACGGGGUCGAUGUCGCGGUCCCUGUCGCGGUCGCUGCCGCUGGCCCUGGCCGCGCUGGCGCUGCUGGCGCUGCCGGGGCCGGCGCAGGCGGAGCCGCUCCCCGAUCCCGGGGAGCAGCUGGUGGCGGCGGCGCCGCGCUGGGGCUGGAGGAACGUGUCGUGCCCGGCCUGCCGGGUGCUAUUCGGGGCGCUGGACCUGGCGCUGCAGCUGGAGCCGAAUGUGGCGCGCGUGGGGCGCGUGGCGUCGCGGCUGUGCCAGGAGCUGCGGCUGGCGCGGCCACCCGUGUGCCAGCAGGCCGUGCAGCUGUUCCAGCGCGACGUGGUGGCGGCCUGGGCGCGCUCGGUGCUGCGCCCGCCCGAGGCCUGUGGGCUUCUGCUGGGCCCCCGCUGCGGCCACUGGGACAUCCUGGGUGCCUGGAACCUGUCCCUGCCUGCCGCCCCGAAGCCGCCGGUGCGGCCCCCGAAGCCGCCGCCGCCCGGCGCGCCCACCGCCCGCAUCCUGUUCCUCACCGACCUGCACUGGGACCGCCGGUACGCGCCGGGCAGCGCUGCCGCCUGCCCCGACCCGCUGUGCUGCCGUGGGGCCCCCCACGACGGGCCGGGGGCCGCGGGGUUCUGGGGCACCUACGGCAAGUGCGACCUGCCCCUGCACACCAUCGACGCGCUGCUGGCGCAGCUCCCCAACGCCAGCAGCCACGACGGCGACGGCACCGGCGGCGCCGGUAACGGCACCUCGGGGUUCGCGGCCGCGUACUGGACCGGGGACAUCCCCGCGCACGACGUGUGGCAGCAGAGCCGCGGGGACCAGCUGCGGGCGCUGCGUACGGUGACGGCCCUGCUGCGCGCCCGCCUCGGGGGGCUGCGCGUCUUCCCAGCCGUGGGCAACCACGAGGCCACCCCGGUGAACGCCUUCCCCCCGCCCUACGUGCGCGGGAACCAGUCAGCCGCCUGGCUCUACGACGCCAUGGCCGAGGCCUGGCAGGGCUGGCUGCCUCCCGCUGCCCUGCACACCCUGCGGUGGGCACGGCGGGCAGGGGGUUGGGGUACCGGGGAUCGGGGG